AUGUGUAAAGACAACAACAGCAACAACAUCUACCCCAGUUUUGGUGGGAUAUGUUUAUUGAUUAGUAAAGACAACAGCAGCAAAACGUCUACCCCAGUUUUGGUGGGAUUUGUUUAUGGAUUGGUAAAGACAACAACAGCAACAACAUCUACCCCAGUUUUGGUGGGAUUUGUUUAUGGAUUAGUAAAGACAACAACAGCAACAACGUCUACCACAGUUUUGGUGGGAUUUGUUUAUGGAUUGGUAAAGACAACAACAGCAACAAUGUCUACGCCAGUUUUGGUGGGAUUUGUUUAUGGAUUGGUAAAGACAACAACAGCAACAACGUCUACCCCAGUUUUGGUGGAAUUUGUUUAUGGAUUGGUAAAGACAACAACAGCAACAAUGUCUACGCCAGUUUUGGUGGGAUUUGUUUAUGGAUUAGUAAAGACAACAACAGCAACAAUGUCUACGCCAGUUUUGGUGGGAUUUGUUUAUGGAUUGGUAAAGACAACAACAGCAACAACGUCUACCCCAGUUUUGGUGGGAUUUGUUUAUGGAUUGGUAAAGACAACAACAGCAACAAUGUCUACGCCAGUUUUGGUGGGAUUUGUUUAUGGAUUAGUAAAAACAACAACAGCAACAAUGUCUUCCCCAGUUUUGGUGGGAUUUGUUUAUAAAUUAGUAAAGACAACAACAGCAACAAUGUCUACGCCAGUUUUGGUGGGAUGUGUUUAUGGAUUGGUAAAGACAACAACAGCAACAAUGUCUACCCCAGUUUUGGUGGGAUUUGUUUACGGAUUAGUAAAGACAACAACAGCAACAAUGUCUACCCCAGUUUUGGUGUGA
Messenger RNA from Mytilus trossulus (common blue mussel), 828 nucleotides. RefSeq names its product probable maltase-glucoamylase 2. Lineage: Eukaryota; Metazoa; Mollusca; Bivalvia; Mytilida; Mytilidae. Bases 1 to 828 code for a protein of 275 amino acids. The record is from RefSeq and is a predicted model, not a curated record. The transcript has a single exon.